AUGGUUCUUACAGACCCUUCGGAAAUAUUCAGAAAUACUCAAAAAAGUGGCUUCGUCCUCAGACAUUCUCUUCCCUCACUGACGCCUUGCAGCUCUCGUCGGCCUCCGGCCAGCCGUCUCCUUAACACCAAACACCAUGCAAUUAAAUUGCAGAGUUCUGAUGGAGAGAUAUUUGAAGUUGAUGUGGAAAUUGCCAAGCAAUCUGUGACUAUCAAGACCAUGUUGGAAGAUUUGGGAAUGGAUGACGAAGGAGAUGAUGACCCAGUUCCUCUACCAAAUGUUAAUGCAGCAGUAUUAAAAAAGGUCAUUCAGUGGUGCACCCACCACAAGGAUGACCCUCCUCCUCCUGAGGAUGAUGAGAACAAAGAAAAGCGAACUGAUGAUAUUCCUGUUUGGGACCAAGAAUUCCUGAAAGUUGACCAAGGAACACUUUUUGGACUCAUUCUGGCUGCAAACUACUUAGACAUCAAAGGUUUGCUUGAUGUUACAUGUGAGACUGUUGCCAAUAUGAUCAAGGGGAAAACUCCUGAGGAGAUUUGCAAGACCUCCAAUAUCAAAAUUGACUUUACUGAAGAGGAGGAAGCCCAGGUACGCAAAGAGAACCAGUGGUGUGAAGAGAAGUGAAAUGUUGUGCCUCACACUGUAACACUGUAAGGAUUGUUCCAAAUACUAGUUGCACUGCUGUUUAUAAUUUUUAAUAGUAGACAAAUGCAGCAGCAAGUCAAUUGUAUUAGCAGAAUAUUGUCCUCAUUGCAUGUGUAGUUUGAGCACAGAUUCCAAAUCUAUGGCUGAGUUUCUUCUAGUAUGAUUGAAAACUUCAUUUUUCUUUGCUCUGAAUAAAACUGAACUGUGGGUUCUCUAUAAGUGGCA
Molecule: messenger RNA, 870 nt
Organism: Callithrix jacchus (white-tufted-ear marmoset)
Lineage: Eukaryota; Metazoa; Chordata; Mammalia; Primates; Cebidae
Source: RefSeq, a predicted model, not a curated record